AAGAUAACUACCUUCACCUCUGUUGGACCCUCCUCUUUUGGUCAGCGAUGCUAUGGGUAUUGCCUCAUGUGGGUUGGUGGUGGUUCUUUCUUCUACUUGCUGCUCCACAACCAGGUGCCUCCUGGUACAAGCACUCUUCUAGCCCCAGGUAUCACACAGUGGGCAGAGCAUCAGGGCUCUUGAUAGGGGUGAGAAGGUCACCCUACCUUUGGAGGAGAAAUGUGAGUGGAGACAGAUGGAUAGACAACCAGAAAGGAGAUCUUCAUGGAAAUGAAAUUGUCCAUGGGCUUCUGGAAGAUGCAAAUACUGAACGUUUGCUUUAUCCUGGUCCAGAUGAGGUCAGUAAUAGUAUGGAAGAAACUUUAAGGUGGAAGACAGACAGGGAGCUGGAAGACAGAGCGAUGGAAAAGGUGAUUAGGGGUCUUCAGGAACAAGAGGAAGAAAGACGAAGCCUAGAAGAGGUCAAGAGGAGAGACCAACAGCUAACGAAUCUUGAGGAGUCCUUGAGAAGUUUGCCCAUGACAGAAGAAGAGGAGAGAAGUCUGGAAGAGGUGAGGAGAGGACGCCAAAUGCCUUGGGAACAAAAGACUGAUGUGGAUAUUAGAAGGUUCCAGGUGCAAGCAGAACCAGAGAGAGGUCUGGAAGAAUCUUGGAGAAGACUCCAAGCGGCAGGAGAACCCAUUAUGAAUGUGGAAGAAGUCAAGAGAAAUCUCCAAGUGCCUGGAAAGCAGAGCUGGAGCUCUGCAACGAAAAUGCCUGGGGAGGGCACGAUGUAUCAACUGGAGAAGAGCAGGGCAGUAUUGCAGCCAUGGAGAAGAAAUACCAGGACCGAAACCCAGAGUUUGCAUGCCAGCUCUGGGGAGAAAGAAAUUCUCAACUGUGAAGACUUCAUGUUGACUUUAUACAAGGUCCUUUGCAAAGCCAGCCUUCAAUUCUUCUCUCGUUCCCAACUAAGGUCCAAAAGAGAGUUACCUGCAGUAAAUGGACCUGGUUCAGCACUAUGAGAAUCAGAUGACACAAGACUCAGCCUGACCUUUACUUGUGGAACUUGACACGAUUCCUAUUUAUUUUCAACUACCAGAGGUGCAAUCACUAAGGGUGAAUUAAGGAUGAGCGGAGGGCAUCUUUUUUGAUGACCAAGAAAAAAGUUAAGGCCUGUAAAUCAGUGUCCCAGGAUCUCUGCACAACUCUAAGCUAACGUAUAAAUUCAACCAUAGUGGAAUAAUUCACCAGAUUUUCUGCAGAAGGAUUAAUCAAUAUUAUUAUAUAUUAUAGAUUAGUGUACAAUUAAAAAACUAAAAUUCUA
Pelobates fuscus (common spadefoot toad) is the source of this 1306-nucleotide messenger RNA. RefSeq names its product neuropeptide W (gene NPW). The transcript is spliced from 2 exons. The record is from RefSeq and is a predicted model, not a curated record. Gene Ontology annotation, biological process: G protein-coupled receptor signaling pathway; feeding behavior. Gene Ontology annotation, molecular function: G protein-coupled receptor binding. Bases 48 to 1004 code for a protein of 318 amino acids. NCBI's taxonomy places the organism in Eukaryota, Metazoa, Chordata, Amphibia, Anura, Pelobatidae.